AUAAACAACAGCGACGUGCGUUUGUUUAUCAAAAUCACGUUUGCAAGAAUUGUUCCGCUCUACGAUCACUUCCACAAACUUUUCAGAAAAAAAUCGUUUUGCUUAAUCUAAAAAUGAGUGAAGAAAGUGCAGAACAAACGCUAAUCUGUGUGCCCGGCCAGGUGUUAUGUGCGGCGUCCGAAUUCACGGUAGCCGGCGAGGGUACAUACGAAAAACUUGGCUACAUACACGCUACGCUUGCCGGCAUAGUUCAGAUGAAGAAACGCGAGAAAAACACUUUCAUCUCAGUGCUGUCUUUCGGCGGUGGGGCCACAGUUCCGAUAAUAGGUGACAUUGUAACAGCGCGUAUCACAUCGGUACAACACCGGAUGGCUAAAUGUCGUAUCCUGUGCAUUGGAAAAACGGCCCUUAAUCGCACAUUACGCGGAAUCAUCCGCAAGGAGGACGUUCGCGCGACGGAGGUAGAUCGUGUCGAAAUGCACAAAUGCUUCCGACCGGGUGAUAUCGUGUUGGCCCGAGUACUGCAUCAAAUCGAGCUAAAUGUGUUCCAUCUUUCCACUGCGGAUAACGAACUGGGGGUUGUAGUGGCCUUAUCACCGAGCUCGCGAGCUACCUGGGGUGCAGAACCAAUUCCGAUGGUACCAAUCUGUUGGACGGAAGUGCAGUGUCCGGUAACGCUGGUAAAAGAACCGCGUAAAGUGGCCAAGGUAGUGCCGGAAAAGGGAGAAUCACUACAGAAAAAUUUAGCAUUAUUCUGAUAGAAUAGACAAGGAUGGAAUAAAUGUAAGCAGACAGCUUGGAAAAGCAAAAGCGAAUGUAUUUUGUGAAAACGAACAAACAUUUUAAAAAAUUGCUUGUAAACAUUGCGCCGUUAUGACAUGCAUGAG
Molecule: messenger RNA, 887 nt
Organism: Anopheles funestus (African malaria mosquito)
Lineage: Eukaryota; Metazoa; Arthropoda; Insecta; Diptera; Culicidae
Gene: Csl4
Product: exosome complex component CSL4
Exons: 1
Coding region: 114-758 (214 amino acids)
Biological process (GO): RNA processing
Cellular component (GO): cytoplasm; nuclear exosome (RNase complex)
Molecular function (GO): RNA binding
Source: RefSeq, a predicted model, not a curated record